This is a messenger RNA of Ochotona princeps (American pika), 474 nucleotides long. RefSeq names its product pro-melanin concentrating hormone (gene PMCH). Gene Ontology annotation, molecular function: melanin-concentrating hormone activity; type 1 melanin-concentrating hormone receptor binding. NCBI's taxonomy places the organism in Eukaryota, Metazoa, Chordata, Mammalia, Lagomorpha, Ochotonidae. The coding region runs from base 19 to 474 and encodes 151 amino acids. Gene Ontology annotation, biological process: behavior; chemical synaptic transmission. The transcript is spliced from 2 exons. The record is from RefSeq and is a predicted model, not a curated record.
GCAAUCAUCAAACUAAGAAUGGCAAAAAUGAGUCUCCCUUGCUACAUACUAUUACUAACUUUUUCUUUGCUUUCUCAAGGUAUUUUGCUUUCGGCUUCCAAAUCCAUAAGAAAUUUAGAAGAUGACAUGGUACUUAACACAUUUAGGAUGGGGAAAGCCUUUCCGAAGGAUGAUACUGCAGAAAAAUCGAUUGCUGCUCCCUCACUGGAACAAUAUAAAAAUGAUGAGAGCAUUUUCAUGAAUGAUGAGGAAAACAAAAACUCAAGGAACACAGGCUCCAAACAUAAUUUCUUAAAUCAUGGUCUGCCACUCAAUCUGGCUCUAAAGCCUUUUCUUGCACUAAAAGGAUCAGUAGCUUUUCCACCUGAGAAUGGAGUUCAGAAUACUGAAUCAACACAAGAAAAGAGAGAGAUUGAGGAUGAAGAAAAUUCAGCUAAGUUCCCUAUAGGAAGGAGAGAUUUUGACAGUGAGUAG